GGAAACUGCUCUGUGAACGCUCUUUCCUUCGUGUCACCCAUGGUCUUAGAAGAACUGCAGAAGGUUGCUCCGAACCAAACCAUGGAGAAUCAAGAAGAAGCGCAUAAGGAGUUGGCACGAAGACGUGCAGAAGUCCUUUCAAGCUUGGAGAAUUGGUGCCGGGCAUUGAAAAAUAUAGUGGAGGCUCCAAUGGGGGCUCCAAUCGACGCAACUCCAACUGAGAAGGAAGGGGGACUUCAGUCUCGCUUGAGAGAUGCCCUCUUCACUGAUAUUUGCAAUGCCUUGGCGUUUUCUGGAGCCGCUGGUUUGAACAAAGAGGCAUCGACACCUGUCAGGAUUACAAGUCAGAGACAAGUUUCCAAGAGCACUGGUCUCAUGACGCCUCGGACUUCCAUCACCCUCACUCCCCGCACCCCAAAGACUUCGGCUCUUCGUGAAAAUCUCCGUGACGGCCGAGCUCUCGUGACCGUCACCCGGAGCAAAGUGGAGAAGCUCUCGACCCCUCGCGACCGUGGGACGCCUGGGCGCCACACUGGGCGCCCAGUCGACCACACGACACCAGGCCACACUGGGGCCAGGCCACAGAGCGCUAAACUCGAGCGCGAGAACACUCAGAGCACGCGGGGCUUUCAGAUGCCAGCCUUUGCUGGCGUGCGGCGGGCAUCAUCCCCCAAUGGAACAUGUGGAACCACAUCAACAUCAUCCAAAGAGAGGCCUGUUGGAUUGGGCUCACGGAGCAGCUCGUUGAAAAUACGACCAAUCCUGUGAAGCUCAGGUCCGGCUGAAGCACCCAAAGCAAGUCCAGCAUCAUACAGAUACUGUACAGUACGCACCAAAGUAUUUUGUGUCUAAAAAUAUGUCCAAAGUCUAGUCGUAGACUUCGAGGUUGAAUGUUAUUGGCACAGAAGAUGCACCUCGAGGUUGCCGGCAAUUGCUGAGUGCCAAAAAA
Molecule: messenger RNA, 949 nt
Organism: Durusdinium trenchii
Lineage: Eukaryota; Dinophyceae; Suessiales; Symbiodiniaceae
Source: the annotation of a GenBank genome assembly